UUGCAUUCACUUUAUUUAUUUAUUUAUUUAAAGUGAUAAAUAAAUAAAGGUGGCACAGUGAGGCCAUAGCAUUGCUACCUCGCAGCUCCUGGGCCCCCUGGUUCGAUCCUAAGCUCGUGUUACGGUUUCUGCAAGAUUGGGCAUGUUUAGCCUGUGUCCCUGGGAUCUGUAGUUUCCUCCCACCUCCCAAAACCAGCUGGUGGGUGGAUUGGCUAUGCGAAAUUGUUCUGUGUUAAUGUGUGAAUUUGUGCAAGCAUGGUGCCUUGUGAUGGGACUGGCAUUCCUACAGUGCAUUCCCACAUCGUGUCCUGGAUAAACUCUGGAUCCAGGACACGUCCGUGCCUUUUGUCCGUGAGCAUGACAAAAGGGUUAUUGAAGAUGAAUGAAUGAAUUAGCAGCAUUUUCUUGCGUUGCCAGUACGUUUUGAUUCUACCGUAUCUGGUCAGGCCUAAAGUCUUAAUAAUUUGAUCUAAAAAUCUUUUAGAAUAUGAAAUAGCUUGGUUAAGGAUGAGCACUGUGUGUCUGAGUAUAAAUUUGCAGCUGUGAGCUUUGAGCAGGUGCAGAUGUUGCAUCAAACUUAAUAAAGCAUCAAUUUGGACAUAAUUUGUACACUACUGUUAAGGAGUCCAAAAUAGCAAGCAAUUCUUUCCCUCUGUACAUGAGUCAAAUGUGGGCACAAUACAACGUGCUUCAUUUAAUUGCAAAGGUAUUAGAAGCGUGAAGUCCGACACGAUGUACCGGUCAUAAACGACAGACAAAGCUGAUUGGUUGAGGGGACUAGCACCAGUGUUUGAUUGAUGCACCCUGUCGGGGAGGGGCGGAGUCAGUGACCCGAAGAGCAACGGAAGCCCAUGAAAUGUGCACAGAAAGUGAAUCCAAGCUGGUCAGUCUCUGUGUGUGCACUAUAAGCCAUGCUUUUACAGAGGAACCACAAAGCAUGCUUUGCUAAUAAACCAUGCUAUAGAACUCAUUUAUGUGGUCUUAAUUAACUUGUUUUUUUUUCAUUUAAUGAAGCCGUUUUGGUCUAAUUUUGAGUUGUUUAAAUGGAAUAAAUCCUGAGAAUAAAUCCUGGGGAAAUCCGUUUGUCUUCUCAUUGUUACUGAGGUAAUUUAACCUUAAAAAGGGCCAGCUCAUUCCGGCUAGCUAUUGGCCAAAGGUGACAUCAUGAUCAAAAGCCCCGCCCCCAUCCAUCCCCGCAACGCGCACAAACACUGCACGCGGACACGCGGCAUAAACAAAGCAAGGCUCUUUCAUGGUGUCGGAUCUGCCGCAGAAGACCAGGUGGUUCUGCAUUAAUUUUCCCCUCCAUCAUUAUCGAGAACACAAACCUAGCAGAGAUCUGUAGUCUUUAUCUUUAUAUUUUUAGUGGCGUAUAUCUGAAAAAUUAAGUAGCGCACGCACUUCACAAAAGGCGCUUCUGUGUUACUGUAAUGAAGCUGCUAUGAACAAUAAAAGCGUUAGAAUGAUGAUUAAUAAUCACAAAAACGAAUUGCGACAUUUUAAAGAGCACUGCGUCACAAGCAAAACUUUUUUUUUAAUGAUCCCUCGCCUUUCAGUGCAGCGAGACAGAAACACCGCACCAUCAAUACCCACCAAACCCGCCUAUGCCCGGUCUGAACCGGUUCGGGGGAAGCGCGCGCUCCCGUCACGCCCCCUCCUGUCACGCGCCAAAACACAGAAGCGCGCGACCUACGCCAGUGUCCACAUCCUCAUUGGCUUACUGCAAUACUCGAGCCUCCGCACACGCUGUGUUUUAAUUGGCUGCCGGUCUCCUCCUGCUGACGACGACAACGUUGUUAUUGGUCAGCGGCGGAGCAAGUGCUCGAUUCUCAUUGGCUGCGUGUUUUUUCUUUACAAACGCGAGGACGAGAGUUGUAAACGAAACGCGUGCUGGAACAAAAUUGCAGGGUGGAAAAUAAAGCGUGCGUCUUUUCCGAUCUCUUCAGCACCGCGGCCUGGGUCAAGCCUGGUUACUGCUUGGCAUUACCGCCUUUCAGUCCACCAGUGAGACUAGGGAGCCGAUGAUCCGCCUUCUCUCCAUCACUGCGUCUGUUCUCCACCAUUUUGUUGAAGUUUUCAGCCAUACCGCUAGCGCGUGAGUGUAGAGUGUAGUGAGCCCCGGCGUGGAGGCUUUUGUUUGCUCCGUGACAGGGCAGUUAAACGGUGCCCUCUUUCGGAGCUCUCGCUCGGUCACCUCAGAGCAGAGCGCAGCCUUUCUCGGUUUCUCAUCUCAGAUUUGAGAUUUGGCUGCCUCGUUUGUGUAUCUCGCGGGGAUCCUGGAUCGGGUGAGAAGGGAGAAACUGGCAGUCGGUGGGGAAAAAAACGAAUAACAGAAGGCGCUAAGUUAAGUUAGCUCCGCGGCUGCGCCCCCAUUGUUUUGAGUCCCGUCUCCACCCGAGCCUGAAUCCCGCGCGCUCUUCUAUCCAUCACCAGAGAAGCCUUUCUUUCUUUCUUUUAGUGUUCAGUCGGUUUUAUUUCGAUAUUAAAAAUGUGUUCUCGGGUGUGGUUUGUAACCGACCGGCGCAUUAGCCAGGAGUAUCCUCAAGUUCAGAUCCUGCGCGCUCUGAAGGAGCGAUGCUCCGAAGACGACGUUGAUUUCCGCUAUCUCUUAAUGGAUGAGAUCGUUAUAACCAUCAUGGACGGACAGCUGGGUCUACGAGUGGGGCAGGAGGUGGUGACGUCGUACCCGCAGGUGGCUGUGGUGCGUGUUCCUACUCCGUGGGUGCAGUCGGACAGUGACAUCACCGUUCUGAGGCAUCUGGAGAAGAUGGGUUGCCGUCUGGUCAACCGGCCCCAGGCCAUCCUUAACUGUGUCAACAAGUUCUGGACCUUCCAGGAGCUUGCUGGACAUGGAGUCCCACUGCCUGAUACUUACUCCUACGGUGGCCAUGACAACUUCCGUAAGAUGAUUGAUGAGGCAGAGCCGUUGGGUUACCCGGUUGUGGUGAAAAAUGCUCGUGGACACCGAGGUAAGGCGGUGUUUCUGGCACGGGAUAAGCACCACCUCUCUGACUUGUGCCACCUAAUCCGGCACGAUGCUCCGUACCUAUUCCAGGAGUACGUGAAGGAAAGCCAUGGGCGAGACGUGCGUGUGGUGCUCGUGGGCGGCAGAGUGAUCGGCUCUAUGCUGCGCUGCUCAACAGACGGACGCAUGCAGAGCAACUGCUCCCUCGGUGGCGUGGGUGUGAUGUGCCCUCUGAGCGAGCAGGGCAAGCAGCUGGCUGUGCAGGUGUCCAACAUCCUGGGCAUGGACGUGUGCGGUAUCGACCUGCUGCAGUUGAACGAGGGCUCGUUCGUAGUUUGUGAGGCUAACGCCAAUGUAGGCUUUAUUGCAUUUGACCAGGCGUGCGGCAUGGACGUGGCCGGUAUCGUGGCAGACUACGCCCUGUCGCUUCUGCCCAGCCGCCUCAGCCGCAAGAUGUCCCUGCUCUCCGUGGUUUCCAGUGCCAGCGAGACCAGCAGUGAGCCUGAAGUGUGUAUCCCCCCAGAGGCAUGCGCACCUGUCCCACCCUGCACCAUCCCCGACGCCAUCCCUGACGGCGUCAGCACCAUGAGCACCAGCUCCACCUCGAGUGAGAGUGAGGCGGAGCUUGCCGAGAUGAGCCACCCCCAGAGUGUUCCCGACCCCGCGUACAACAUCAACUCCCUCCUCGCAAAGGAGAUUAAACUGUUGACUGAGUGAGCUGAAGAGAAAAUGGCAACCACCAUGCACAAACGUGCUCAUACACACACCGUACAUACAUAUGCAUACACAUACAGUACAUGUACACAUGCAAGUAAGCAUACAGUGGUCAAAUGCGUACACACACACACACACACACACACACACACACACACACACACACACACAUUUGUGUUUUUGUACUAACCUAUCCUGUAAAACCUGAUGAUGAUCUGAGGCUGCUCCCCUGACAGGGACUGCAAUAGUGCAGUGUACACUCUGACCGAGCUUUAGUACAGGCGUGCAAACAGUGAGUGAGUGAUUGCCACUGUAUUUCAGGGUGCAUUGUACUGGAGAGUGGUUUUAGAUUGGGAAAGAUUUGAAAACACACACGCACGAAACCCCCCCAAACCCCCCUCCCCCAAGCUAUAGUGAAAGCCCAACACUAUUGGAAGGCUUCUCGAGCAUGCAGUGCAGUGUGAUGCAUCAAUUUAACAUGAAGGAAGAUAUCCCUAAUCCGUUAGUUUAUGUGCGCUCCGAAUGGGUGUGUUUUCACCGUCCCAAACACACACGCACAGACAUUCACACAUCAGCAUGAACACAUGUAAAGAAGGACUGGAAACGCUGUACAUAUUCUCUUCCCAUUGCAGUGGACUGGUACACAGUUGUACAAAGUAAUGCGUUCACUGUUUUUAGCUUCAGCGCUUGUCUAGUAAUAAUUUAAAAAAAUAAAACGUCUUGUCACACAAGCACAGGUGUCAAUUUAGGUAAUUAAGAUUUGACUCUUAAUUACCGACCUGGAACAAGCCUUAAGUUUUUCUAUUUUAGCUGUUCGAUAUAGAAGGUGGGUAGAAAUCGGACCAGGUGCUAUAUCAGCACUUGGAUACACCAACACUUUGGCAGUUCACUUAUUUUUGAACUCAUUUAAUGGGUAUCAGGAUGACUGACUUUGUACUGUCUCCUUACAGUAUGCAGAAAGCAAAGUAGAUUGUAGAAGAUAACACCUAAAUUGAAAAUGUUUAACUGGCCCUUUAAGAAGAGCAUCCUCCCCACCCCUCCCCAAUUCAGUGGCUCUAUGGGACAGCAUGGGUAACGAGGCAGCCAUUUUAGAGUACUAUUCCCCGUUUUACACAGGAGUGUUGGAACCAGUCAGGGAGCGGCUGCAUUGACGGACUGUGUGUUUUAAAAUGUACCGCAAAUUCUCUCCAAGUUCACUCUCUCGUCUAGUCGAUACCUGUACAGACAUGCAUGUGCAGUAUGCACCACUCCCUAUGUUUACUUCACCCCUUCUGACCUUUAGCAUCUGAGUAGUGAGCUACAUAGAACAAGUAUUAUGUAUGAUGAAUGCUUAUUAGGCUUAUGUGUACUGCACCGUAUGACCACUUUUUUUUGCCAACACUAAAAUCUUAAAAGCUGUUUGAAAUUUCUUUGUACGACAUCAACAAUAAAAUGAACUAUCAACUGAAAUGGGUCCAACCCAGUGGUGUACAGACUGGUGCUUUGGUAAAGCUGGAAAUGUCCUCCUCGUCUGCGUUUUUUGGAAGCAAUUCUCUGAAUUCAGAUCCCAUUUUUUACUGUUUACCUCAAGAGUUCAACUUCACACUGAGUCUUAGCGUUUAACUCGUUUAAAAUACGGACCAAACUCCUAGUCUGAACUCGGAUCACGGUUUAUGUUUACAUGUCAGAAUACGGACGAAGUCGUUUACAUUUACACAACAGUCAAAAUCCUGAUGAAUUCGAAACAUUUCAAACUUGAAGUAGAAUUUUUGUUGUAGUAAACAUUUUGAGGUUGAUUUAAACUCAGGGAAGCAGCCUGGAUCAAAUUCCUCCCCUGACCCAUCCGAAAACAGAUCUGCUUUUAGUGUGUAUGAACCUACAACUAAAGAAAUGCUUGUACCAUUAAUGUAAUCAUUUACUUUUUCUUUUUGUUUAUUUUGGCUUGUUUUCUAUUGUUAAGUGUUUUCAUGGUUCUUUUUUUUUAUGAUAAAACUGGUUUGUGUGCACUAAUCUCUGACUGGUGGUGAGCUUUAGUGGAUUGCUUCAACAAAGCCAUCUAACAGCUGAAACACACACACACACACUCACACACCCCUCUCUCCCCAUCCUCCAUGUAGUGAUUUGCUGUACCACGUGUGAUGUGUUUCAUCAUCCAUCAGCGGACCGAACGGUAAUUAAGCGACCGGACAUACUCGCUCAUUCCGUCUGCCAUGCGAGCCAAUAACAUGAGCAGGAGAGCUCCUUUAGCUUUUUAUUGUUUUUGUUUAAAAACCUGUCUGAUUCCAAACCAAUACAUGUGAUUAAAGGGAGUGGCAAGACUUUAGAGAUGAUCUAGUAUUAAGUAAACAUGAUCAGAGAAAUGUUGUGAUAUGAAAAGGACAGAGGAAUUUGGUGCAAUAAUUUAUUUGCCAAACCCAAGCAAGCACUAUAUUUUGGUA
Molecule: messenger RNA, 6096 nt
Organism: Ictalurus furcatus (blue catfish)
Lineage: Eukaryota; Metazoa; Chordata; Actinopteri; Siluriformes; Ictaluridae
Gene: rimkla
Product: ribosomal modification protein rimK-like family member A
Exons: 5
Coding region: 2489-3682 (397 amino acids)
Biological process (GO): protein modification process
Cellular component (GO): cytoplasm
Molecular function (GO): ATP binding; ligase activity, forming carbon-nitrogen bonds; metal ion binding
Source: RefSeq, a predicted model, not a curated record